UAAAUAUGAAUGUGACAACUUAAUUGUCAGCAUUGCCAAGAGAUGCAUAAUGUCUCAGACAACCCCUUGGAAGAUAUAAAAGAUCAGCAUCCUCUGUUCCUCCUUCAUUCAACAGCAGCUCCCUGUGCUCUUCUUGCUUGCUCCAGCAAAGGCUUUGCCGAUACCCCAGGAAGAUGUGCUCCCGUGGAUCCUGCCACGACUAUGAGUCCUCCUGCCAUGGAUCCAGCUCUGGCUGCCAUGGAUCCCACUCCGGCUGCCACAGCUCAGGAUCCUCCUGCCAUUACACCAUCCAGAGGCAGCCUGUGCAGAGGUUCACCUACGUGACGCCCUGCUACACCCCUAUGCAGUCCUAUUGCCCCCCUGUGCAGCGUUAUUGCCCCCCUAUGCAGCGCUACUGCCCUCCGGCCCCCUUCUGCCCCCAGUACACCAAGAACGUCUGUGACCUGCCACCAAAAUGCCCCAAGUACUAACAGCAGGAUCCAGCUCCGGCACCUGGACCCACCGGCUCGCUCCUCCCUUGGAUGCUGUGGGCAUGGAUCAUCUCAUCCUUACUGAAAUCCCUGGGUCUCUGUCAGGUGCCUCAUCGCUGGUCUGGAUGAAGUGUUCCCCUAAUUAUCAUUCACGGUGUCAUUCUUUCUAAUUAUUCAGGAAAUGUCCUUUCUAAUUAUUCAGGGCAUAAUUACUGUUGGGAAUUUUUCUGUGCUAUGCACUUCUGUUCCAGUACUCAUCUGGCUGUGGGAAAUAAUAAAUCUUACCAUUCAUGAGA
This is a messenger RNA of Melopsittacus undulatus (budgerigar), 766 nucleotides long. Its product is annotated as putative small proline-rich protein 5. The transcript is spliced from 2 exons. Lineage: Eukaryota; Metazoa; Chordata; Aves; Psittaciformes; Psittaculidae. Bases 174 to 470 code for a protein of 98 amino acids. The record is from RefSeq and is a predicted model, not a curated record.